Messenger RNA from Adineta ricciae, 1770 nucleotides. The record is from the annotation of a GenBank genome assembly. Lineage: Eukaryota; Metazoa; Rotifera; Eurotatoria; Adinetida; Adinetidae.
AUGUACGCAAAUGUCUCGUUCGACGUCGACGAGGACGCAACUCUUGUGAAUUUCAAUCAUGAUAGUGACCUCAUUGAAUCGACAGUUCAGCAAAAUUCCAACGGGCUCUUUGUUAACAAUUACUAUUGGCCAGCAUUGUUUCUUUCCUUUUUUUCAAUUAUUGGUAUCGUCGGCAAUUUACUCGUUUGCGUAGCAAUCGUUACUGAACGGCGAUUACAAAAUCGUACCAAUUGGUUUCUCUUUUCGUUGGCAUUAGCAGACAUGUUUAUAUCAGGUUUGGUCAUUCCAUUGGCGGUUGUCAAAGAAUUCACAGGUUAUUGGAUAUUAGGGCCUGUCCUCUGUGAUUUUUGGAUAUUUUUGGACGUUUGUUCGAGUACAUCAUCAAUUAUGCAUAUUGUUGUUAUAUCACUUGAUCGUUAUUUAGCAAUAAAUGAUCCAUUAAAUACCCGUCAUCGACAGCAAAAAUGUAAAAUACUUCUAUUAAUUAUUCUUAUUUGGACAAUUGCAAUACUUUUAUCAUCUCCAAUGAUCGUCCUCGGUGCAAUAAACCCUAACAAUAUCAUCAUCGAUCGGCAAUGUUCAAUCUAUAAUCGAUUUUUCGUUAUCUACGGUAGCGUGGUUUCAUUUGUCAUCCCACUGAUUAUCGUGAUUGUAACAUAUGUCCUAACUGUACGUCUCUUGAAAGAACAAAUCAGACAAUGUCAAACACAAGUGGCUCAAGAACAAUUAACUCGUGCUGCUAGUCUCGUUGCGAAACCAUUUCUUCGACGACACAUAACAACGCACAGUUCAACAACGGCUGCAAGUGUCAGUUCAAUGCCAUCGACACCGAAGUCAACAACAGCAUUGGGACGAAAGCGCUUUCGAAGACAACAGGCAAGUGUGGAAUUGAGUGAAGAUAUCUCGCAUAAUACUCAUUUACAACAACAACAACAGAAGGUCCAACAAACAUCAAAGUUCGACCAAGAAAUUCGAGCGGAGGAAAAACAAACUGGAUCGCGAACUCUUCUGGGAUCAACUUCAACGAAAUUUUCACCUCAUACCGAAUAUGCGUGUCCAAAAAAUCCAUUCUGCCAGUUAAAAUGCACAUGUCAUCAUUCUCCUGAUCAAAAUCAGCCUGUGGAAAGUGCUCUCGAACCGAAAUCGUAUUUUAACUGCUUUCAAUGUAUUCCAUGCUGUGAAUCAUCAACGACUUCUUUCCCCAUUUCUAACUAUUCUUCCCUUAAAUCUCCUCCGAUCACAAUCUCACUCUCUACUGCGCCUCAGCAAUCCUCAACAUCAUCGAAUUUCUCGCUAGCUGCCGGGAGCUCGAUCCGCAAAAGUCGACGUCGCCUUACGCCGACAUCAAGUACCGGACCAAUACGUCCGAAAUCGUCAGCCAUACGUAACGAACAAAAAGCCGUUAAAGUUCUCGGUGUAGUUUUUGUUAUUUUUGUCAUCGCAUGGUUUCCAUUUUGCAUCAUGAAUUUACUACAAGGCGUUUGUAAACGAUGUUUCAUAAAUCCAAACAUUCUGAACGGAUCCGUUUGGCUCGGUUAUGUUUCCUCGACGAUCAAUCCAGUUGUUUAUACAAUAUUUAAUCGAAAUUUUCGUCUGAAAUUUAUCGCUCUACUCAAACUUCGAUGUUUCUAUCCGACAUUUCCUCAACGACAAUUGCCUUAUCGGCAAAGUCACUCGUCUGUACAUGGCUCACGUAUUCAACGUCGAAACGAGUUCGUUUCAAAAGACAUCCAAUAUUGCCGCGAACAACAAGGAUCACAGGAAUUUUGA